AUGGGCGAAACGCGGGGUAGUUCUUCGGGAGCUGCUGGGAUGGGAGGGUGGAUGGAGGCGGACACGGAUGAGGUCUCGACUGGAGGAUUGGUUGGGGUAGCUGGUAUAAUUGGCGAAGCAGGUGUUGGCAAGGGCGACACGAUACAUGGCGGAGAGAUGAGUGGCGGAGAGAUGGGUGGCGGAGAGGUAGGUGUUGGUAUAGGUGGGUUUGAUGGGGAAUUUGGUAUUGCUGGUGUGUCGGAUGAAGGAGGCGGCAAUCCAGAGGAUGGUUGUUCUGGAAGGGAGAUGGGCGGAAGAGGAAUAUGGGACUGUGUUGGUGAUUUGGGGAAUCGUUCUCGUACCACGUCCCAGGAAUCAAGGCUAUUGGAAGAAUCCAGAUAUUCACAAAAGCAGCAGAUCCACUAUGGAGACACCACCAGAAACCUAGAACAAACACGACAUUCCGGCUCUACCUUCUCUCAUCCAUCCUCGGCGUUCUUCGCAUUCCUUGUCAUCCCUCUCCCUACUAUCGUCCUCACUAAUCCGCACGAGAUCCGGUCGUAA
This is a messenger RNA of Laccaria bicolor S238N-H82, 543 nucleotides long. RefSeq lists its product as uncharacterized. NCBI's taxonomy places the organism in Eukaryota, Fungi, Basidiomycota, Agaricomycetes, Agaricales, Hydnangiaceae. The transcript has 3 exons. Bases 1 to 543 code for a protein of 180 amino acids. The record is from RefSeq and is a predicted model, not a curated record.